This is a messenger RNA of Linum trigynum, 1977 nucleotides long. The record is from the annotation of a GenBank genome assembly. Lineage: Eukaryota; Viridiplantae; Streptophyta; Magnoliopsida; Malpighiales; Linaceae.
AAACCGUACCUAAAAAAAAAAUAAAAAAUAAAAAAAGAUGGCAUAGGGAAGGUGACAACCCCGCCGCACGAGUACUAUAUGAAGCUAGAAACCAGCAGUUCCCAUGGCUCCAUGCACAAAGAACCUCACCUUUUUCUGUUACCUCAUUUUCAUUCUCAUCACCGCCAUUACGCAACUCCCUCAACCUCUCUCUAUAUUACGCUUUUCUCCGUUAUUUUAUCACCAUCAUCAUCUCCAUCACUACCUCCACAAACCUCUCCCACCCCAUAUUCAUUCAUACUCAAUUAACCACCGCAAUGUCGAGGGAGCAGGACCUGCUCGCCGCCGACAUCGUCGACCGCGGCGUCGUCGAGGGCUCCCAGGCCUUCUCCGUCAGGGUCCGCCGCCGCAGGCUGCCGGACUUCCUCGGCUCCGUCAACUUGAAGUACGUCAGGCUCGGUUACACGUACCUCCUCAGCCACGGGGUUUACUACAUACUGGCCGCCCCGGUCCUGCUGGCGAUCUUCGGCGUCCACGUUGGCAGGCUGACGUGGCAGGAUCUCUUCCCCGAGUGCCACGCUGUCGAUGCUCUUUUCAUCGUGGGAUUGUUGGGGUUGAUGCUUUACAUCUACUUCGACUUGGCCCCGCGAUCGGUUUAUCUCGUCGAUUUCGCCUGCUACCGCCCGCCAAAUGAACUCAAGAUUUCGAAGGCGGAGUUCAUCCGCCUGGCCAAGCAAUCCGGCAACUUCACCGACGCCUCCAUCGAGUUCCAGCACCGCGGCCUCAAGAACUCCGGCCUCGGCGACUCAACCUACAUGCCCCGCUCCGUCUUCCGCCCCGCCCCCCACAAAAUCACCCUCCGCGACGGCAGGGAGGAAGCCGCCAUGGUCAUGUUCGGAGCCGUCGACGACCUCCUAGCCGCCACCCAAAUCCGUCCCAAGGACAUCAACAUCCUCGUCGUCAACUGCGGGGUCCUCAACACCACCCCGUCCUUAGCUUCCAUGGUGAUCAACCACUACAAGCUCAAACACAACAUCAACAGCUUCAACCUCGGCGGGAUGGGCUGCGCUGCUGGAAUCAUCGCCGUCGAUCUCGCCAGAGAUCUCCUCACUGCUUACCCUGGCUCCCACGCUCUGGUUGUCAGCAUGGAGGCAGUGAGCUACACUUGGUACAGCGGGAACCGGACCGACAUGCUGCUCCCCAACUGCUUCUUCAGAAUGGGUGCUGCUGCAAUGCUCCUCUCCAGCUGCAGGAUCGAUCGAUGGCGGUCCAAGUACGAACUCAAGCAGCUGGUGCGAACGCACAAGGGGAUGGACGACCGGAGCUUUGGAAGCAUCCGCGUAAGAGAGGACGCGGAAGGCAAGAAGGGGAUAUCGGUCAGCAAGGACGUGAUCGAAGUGGGAGGGCACGCACUGAAAGCCAACAUCACGACUCUAGGGCCACUGGUUCUCCCUGUAUCUGAGCAAUUCCACUUCUUCACCAACCUGCUGUUCAAGAAGAAGGAAACCAAGCCUUACAUACCGGAUUACAAGCUGGCGUUCGAGCACGUAUGCAUCCUGGCAACGAGCAAAAAAGUGCUCGACGAGCUGCAGAGUCACCUGGAGCUCACGGAGGAGUACAUGGAGGCGUCGAGGAAGACACUGGAGCGGUUCGGGAACACUUCCAGCAGCAGCGUGUGGUACGAGUUGGCUUACCUGGAAGCGAAUUCCCGUGUCAAGAGAGGGGACAGGAUUUGGCAGAUUGCUUUCGGGUCGGGUUUCAAGUGUAACAGUGUCGUCUGGAAGGCGCUCAGGAAUGUCAGGAAACCCAGGGUUAGUCCAUGGGUUGAGGAACCUAAUUAGUAACUAGCAGUAGCUAAGAGGAAAGUUUUUUUUUAACUAAUAAUGUGAAACAGCAGAAACCAGACCAUAUUGGGACUCCAUGUAAUGCAACGUUUACCUUCUACUUCCAGUGACCAUAGAUUCUACAGCCUAUGUGAAAUAAUCAUCAAAAAGAGGA